UCGAACGAUAUGUUUCCACCGGGGCGAUGGCUUCUCCCGAUGUUCUGGCUGAUUUCGAACGCGAUCUGCUCGAUUCGCGGUGCCCGAAUUCUUCUGAUCGCCCCCUUUGAGUCGCAUUCGCAGUGCAUGAUGAUGACUCCCUAUAUAGAGGCCCUAAACGAUCGGGGUCACCAGCUGACCGUGAUUCACGCGUUCAAACACUGCAAGCUCAUUGAGAAUGUGACCUUCAUUCGUAUAAGGGAUAAUAAUAACGUUUACUCAGACUUUGAAGAGUUCAUAGGAAUCGUUUCUUCGACUAACAAGUGGGGAGAAAUGACUUCAAUGACGAAAAUAAUGGCAAAUGCUUCCCUAAAUAUACUAAAUAAUUGGCAAGUUCGAUCCUUAAUGCAAGCAAAUGUCACAUUUGAUUUGGUGGUCGUGGAGCCGGGUUUUACCGAUGUGCUUUACGGGCUAGCAGACCAUUUUAAUGCAUCGCUGGUCGGAAUUUCAACAUGUUUAGCGGAUUGGAAUAUAAAUACCCUAAUGGGUCAUGCAACCUCCUUCUUGGUGGAACCUUUAAUGCCAUUGGGUAUAAAAUCGGUACGAAGUAUUUGGGAUCGCAUCUACAAUUGGCUUUACACCACCGAAGAGUGGCUAUUGAUGAAUUUGGUUUUUCUACCAAAACUGCGCCUCGUUCAUGAUCACUUCUUUAGCCAUCUAGAUCGGAGUUUCCUGGAGAUCCGGCAUGACUUUUCCUUAAUACUGUUAAAUCAACACUUUAGCCUGUUCCGGGCCAGGUCGAAUGUGCCGGGCCUGGUCGAGGUGGCUGGCUUCCACAUCCCCAAAGAGGAUCCAAAACUGCCCGAGGAUCUGCAGUUGUUCAUCGAUGAGGCAGAGCAUGGAGUAAUAUACUUUUCCUUGGGUGUGGAGCAGGAAUGUAAGGACCUACCGAAAGAAACUCUAAAAAUACUGAUUAGAAGCUUCAAAUCGAUGCCGCAGCGAGUCAUUUGGAAGUUUGAGAGUGAGCCCCCGGAAGGAUUAACUAGUAACAUCUACGUCUCCAAACUUUUGCCACAGAAAGCCAUUUUGGCUCACCCUAACGUCAAGCUUUUUAUUAGCCACGGUGGAAUGCUGAGUGUAAUUGAAGCUGCCUACUAUGCGAAGCCUGUUCUUGGCCUGCCUUUGUUCUAUGAUCAAUUUAGGAAUUUGGAAGUCCUGGAGGAGGAGGGUGCAGCCCUCCAGUUGAACAUUAACAGCUUGGAAGGACAGGAACUGAGGGAUACUGUGAAUCGUCUGAUAAACGAGCCAAAUUACGCAGAAAGUGCUCUCGCAGUUUCACAAAGAUUUCGGGAUCAGCCCAUGCAUCCCUUGGAAACCGCCGUAUAUUGGACCGAGUACGUGAUACGCUACAAGGGAGCCAAUCAUAUGAAAGUAUCUCCAUCACAAGUAAAACUGUUUGAGUACUAUUCACUGGACAAAUUCCUAAUGAUCGGAGUACGGUUAUCCCUGGUGGUGGGUAUCGUGUUUUUGGCAAUUUCUAAAGGAAGAUAUUGCUUGAAUUAUUUAACUAAUUUUGCAAAGCAUUUCUUGCCUACAAUUGGCAUUCAACGUAGUAACGAUGUGAUUAGUUAA
This is a messenger RNA of Drosophila takahashii, 1611 nucleotides long. It is a transcript of the gene Ugt304A1, whose product is annotated as UDP-glycosyltransferase family 304 member A1. Gene Ontology annotation, molecular function: UDP-glycosyltransferase activity. Lineage: Eukaryota; Metazoa; Arthropoda; Insecta; Diptera; Drosophilidae. The record is from RefSeq and is a predicted model, not a curated record.